AUGUUCGGUCGAGAUUCUCCUGCUCGACCAUCAAUGCGUGAUCAAAUCGCAGCGAAACGAGCCGAGUAUCAGCAAUCACCAGCUGCAAGGCGUAUAGCAGCUUCCAACGCCUCUGCUUCUGCCGCUUCGGCUGGCUAUGAAUCGCCCGCACCCGCCUCGAGAGGUGGGAGAAAUAUCGGUGGGACGGGUCAAGAUGAUGGUGCGUUGGCUGAUAAGACUGUUGAAGGGCAGAUCAAGAAAUCCAUCAGGUCUGGUAAACUAGAUCUGUGCUCCCUAUCCCUUGGGGCUAUACCUCCAGAGGUAUAUACCACUCUCCUAGGUAUACCCUCCGAAGAUCUCUCUUCACCUCCACCCAAGGAAAUACCUUCUUCGGAUAUACCAAAAGGAAGCGUGUUAGAUCCAAACUCCACACCUCCCAAGGGUCUAUCAAGAGACGAAGAGAGAAGUUUGGUAUUUGGUAGUAAAGCUGCACCAAAGGCGAAGGAAUGGGUGGAACCUGAAGAAUUGACUAGUUUUAGGAUCUCGGAAAAUAGGUUGCAGAGGAUCGAAAGGGAGAUAGGGAUGUUUGGGGCUUUGGAGAGAUUGGAUCUAAGUCGGAACCAGCUCAAGGAAUUACCUGAUAGUAUAGCCGAUCUUCUCAGAUUGACCAGUCUGGAUCUAUCAGGAAACUCCUUCACCCAAUUACCACCUGCUAUCCUUGUUCUUCCCGCUCUUCAAGUCCUCGAUAUUUCCCACAAUGCCAUACAUACACUAUCAUUUACUAAUCCAGUUGGACCCUCCGAAGAUGGUUUAGCAUACGGCGCAGGAUUCUUCACUACCUCUUUCGAACGUCAGGCUCAACUGAAAAUGAAAAGACCCAUUCUGCCUGUUCUUCGAUCAUUCAACUUGGGUUUUAACAAACUGACCGUAGCCGGAUUAGCAGAACUGGCUAAGAUCAAAUUACAAGCUAUGAGAGUGAUGAACCUUGAAAACAACUUGUUUCAGGGUGUAUUAGAUUACGAACAAAGUGGUUUAGAUGAUAAAUCUAUGCCUAUACUGGCUUCUUUGGUUUUAUGUAGGAAUACCAAUCUUAGAGGUGUCGCUGGGAAUUUGGCUGAAAGUGCCAAAGUCGAUUUGAGUGGAUGUAACAUACGAGAAGGUACACCUCAACCUCAAAGUCAAGCUUCGUCUUCCUCCAACGAUCCUAUCGCACCUAACCCUCAAGCAGCUCUGGAUGCAGGGAUAAAAGGGAAAUCAGAAAAACCUAUCCCUAAUCCCGAUAUGACAUUGGUUUAUCGAACACUUCCAGCGGCUACCUUUGACUCUGAACCUCUCCCUGUCGAUUUCGAUAUCUACCUACCUUCCAAACCGUCUUCUAAGAAAGGUCACGCAUUGGUAAUUUGGUUCCAUGGCGGUGGGUUAUUACAAGGUAACAAAGAAAAUCUUCCACCUCAUUUUAGGAGAUUACCCAAUUACCCUUUUCCCUCCCAGGGAGGAGAAGAGGAGAAUGUGGUGGUCAUAUCGCCAAAUUACAGAUUAUCACCUCAGACUCCCAUCUUAGAUAUUUUAGAUGAUAUAAACCAGUUAUUGGUAUAUGUCAGAACGAAAUUGAAUGAUAGAUUAGUGAAGGAAGGAAAAGGAGAAAAUCUUAUAGAUUCGACCAGGAUCUGUUUAUCAGGUGGAUCUGCCGGUGGAUACCUAGCGUUGAUUGCUGGAUUGGACGUACCGAAGAAUUGCACGGAUGAAGAAGUUGGUGGAUAUAGGGGUUUGCAAGAUAAGAAUGGGAUAAAGUGUUUGGCACCGUUUUAUCCUAUUACGGAUCUGACUGAUGGGUUCUGGAGUACCGAGACGGACCCUGUACCGUGGAAAGGGACUAGCGUUCCUCAUUCCGAUGCCAAACCUCACCUCAACCCCAAAUCACCACCAAUCUGUACCGCCCUCUCUGGUGGACCUCGAUCGAUCCUCUAUCCUUAUAUGCUCCAACACGGCCUAUUCCCCGGUCUAUUAUUCCAAACUCAGAAAUCGAUCGGAUACGGCCUAGACGCAUUCCGUCCUACACCGCUGUCGCUCUCUAUACCACAUCGUAAUGACCUUUCGAAAUCCAAAGGUCUACUCGAACAUGUACCGAUAUACUUCGUAUAUGGGACUAUAGACGACAAAGUCCAGCCUAUGCCGAUUACUCUCAAGUCAUUCGAGGGGCUGACAGGAGAGUUUACAGUGGAGAAAGUAGAAAGGGGUGAUCAUGCGUUUGAUGAGGAUCCGGAGAUUGAAUGUAAAGACUUCAGAGAAUGGUUGGGGAAGACAUUGAUUUGA
Messenger RNA from Kwoniella mangroviensis CBS 8507, 2292 nucleotides. RefSeq lists its product as uncharacterized. The record is from RefSeq and is a predicted model, not a curated record. Lineage: Eukaryota; Fungi; Basidiomycota; Tremellomycetes; Tremellales; Cryptococcaceae. Gene Ontology annotation, biological process: signal transduction. Gene Ontology annotation, molecular function: protein binding. Bases 1 to 2292 code for a protein of 763 amino acids. The transcript has 5 exons.